Saccharomyces eubayanus is the source of this 2484-nucleotide messenger RNA. It is a transcript of the gene SLK19, whose product is annotated as Slk19p. The record is from RefSeq and is a predicted model, not a curated record. NCBI's taxonomy places the organism in Eukaryota, Fungi, Ascomycota, Saccharomycetes, Saccharomycetales, Saccharomycetaceae. The coding region runs from base 1 to 2484 and encodes 827 amino acids. The transcript has a single exon.
AUGGACGAAUUGCCCACCACACCGGUCAGGCUUAUAAUAGGAGAGCCUCAGCAACGCGAACAGGAAUCAGGUAACAGUUUGCAACAGCAUAAGCAGCCAGUGUCUCACUCGGAUUCACAUGCCGUAUCAGAUUCGAAUUAUGAAUUUAGCUCCCCCGGCUCUUCCCAAUUUAUUAUACAUCCCCACGAACCAUUGAGUAAGAAGAGAGAAUUUCCAGAAGAUUUAGACCGGUCGAUUGAUUAUGGUAGAACACCACCCCGUAACAGCAAUACUAAUAAUAAUCCGUUGGAAAAUAUUGAUAUAAACAAAAUGUUUGACGAUACUAAGCCCGCUGCGGGUGCUACCCGUGUCGAUGAAACUGAAGAUUCGAAUGGCAAGCACGUCUUUGCUUUGAAUAAUUCGCCUAUCAGAAUUGAAAUGUCCUCUCCAGAAAAGCAAAGUGAUAAAAGUUCUAAUGAAGGUGAGGAAAAUAGACACAACGGCCAUGUCAAUAAAAAGCUAAAAUUACAAUUGGAAUCGGUACCUGACCUAAAACGAAGCUCGACCGAAAAUGGUACUAAUAAUAAGGAAGAGAUUAUGUCAUCUCCAAUGGCAAUUGAUAUGAUUGACACCAACGUAAGUCCAAAUAAGUUCAUUUUAAAUGAUGGGAUUGCAAGAAAUGAGAGCUUCAGCAUCAACGCUGACAAACUCAAUUUAGAAAACGAUAUUAAUGACAAACAAGAAGAAGAAGACUUUAUAAAAUCAAACACUAACAAUGUCGGUGAUAACGAUGUUGAUUGCGACAAAGAACAUGAAGAGGGAAGUGACAUAACAAAUUCGCAUAUAAACAGGCUCACCCCGCUAUAUGAAACUUCUGCAAGGAACUCGAAUAACGACGGAGAGGACAGAAACCACUACGAUAAUGACAGUCAAUUUGAUAUUAGACAUGACAACUUUCAGAUUGUUGCAAAGAGAAACGAGGAACUAACAGAUCAAAUUUAUCAGUUGAAUCAAAACUUGAAUUCUUUGAUUUCCAAAAACGAGUCCGUAUCUUUUCAGUAUGAGAAAUUGAGUAAAAAUCAUCAACAUCUCAUAGAUUCAACAAACGAAAAAAUUGAAAGGUUAAAUACAGAAAGAGAAAAUGGCAUUAUCAAAGUGGAGAAGUUCAAAAAAAGGAUCAAAGAACUGAAUACUGAAAUUAAAGUAUUGAACUCCAAUCAAAAAAUACUACAAGAAAAAUUUGAUGACUCAAUAACUGAUUUAGAUCAAUUAAAGAAUGAACAUGAAAAGACUGUUAAUAAUUUUCAACGAAAUGAAAAGCUUUUGAAUGACAAGAACGUAGAACUGGAAAACAUGAAAGAGGAAUUAAGUAUCAACCUCGACAAACUAUCCGAAUCACAAGUAAAUAUAAAUGAUUUGAGUUCUCGUGUAGCACAAUUGAAUGACAAGAUCGGAGAUAUUCAUAACACUUUAGACUCCAAGGAAGACGAAUUGAACAAUUUGAAAUUGAGUCUAAAAGAAACUUUAUCAAUGUCUAAAGAUUUUGACGAUGCAGACCUUAUAACACAACUUAAUGAACUAAUAUCUACAAAGAAUACCUUACAACAAAAACUAAGUGAUUUAGGUAGCCUGAAUGAUGAUAAUUUAAAAAACUUAAAUGACAAAUUAACGGAAAAUAAAAACACACUAAGUCUAAAAGAUGCAGAGAUAAAUUCUUUGAAUAGUGAAAUAAAUGAACUAAAGAAACAAAUCGAUUUGAAAGAUGAAGAAUUCAAGACAUGGCAUAACAACUAUGAGAAUGUAGAAGAUGAAGCCAAGAUACGCAGUGCUGAAGUUACGGAAUUGAAUAAAGACAUCGAAGAUUUGAAAGAAUCCAAGUUACAGUUACUUGAAACAAUUUCAGAAUUAGAGAAUAAAGUCCUUAAAGUUGAAAAUGGAUAUAAUUUGGAGAAGGAGAAAUUUGAGAAAACUUCAUUAGAGUUAGAAAGUUUACAACUGAAAAAUAGUAACAUCCAAGCAGAACACAUUAAGGAGUUAGAGAAUCUUCAUGAGAAUCUUGUCUCUCUACAAAAUGAACUGGGCAUAUCGUCGGACAGAAUAACAAUACUAACAAAAGAGAAUGAGACACUCAAAGAGCAAAAUAGCAGUACUAGUAACAGUGUCGCUGUAAGCAACAAUCAAAAGAAUAAAGAUGAUGAGCAUAUUAAGUCGUUAGAGAGACAAAUCCAAGAUUGGAAGGAAAAGUACGAUAUGAAAGAAAAGGAUACAAAUAAAAGGUUAAAACUAUUAGCAGAAGACUUAUACAUCCAGUAUUCAUCUAAACAUGAACAAAAGGUCAAAUUAUUGAAAAAAGGCUAUGAAAAUAAAUUUCAAAGCAAAUUUGAUCAAUUGAGCUUAGAAAAUAAAAGCCUCUUAGAAGAAAUUGAUCAAUUGAAUAAACAGUUAAAUUCUGAAAGAGAAGAAAAACAGGAGUUACUCAAGCUAUUAGAAAGUGAGAAAAAAUGA